Pristis pectinata (smalltooth sawfish) is the source of this 1723-nucleotide messenger RNA. RefSeq names its product ras-related protein Rab-26-like. Gene Ontology annotation, cellular component: Golgi apparatus; endosome. Gene Ontology annotation, molecular function: GTPase activity; GTP binding. NCBI's taxonomy places the organism in Eukaryota, Metazoa, Chordata, Chondrichthyes, Rhinopristiformes, Pristidae. The coding region runs from base 285 to 1052 and encodes 255 amino acids. The record is from RefSeq and is a predicted model, not a curated record. The transcript is spliced from 9 exons.
GCCUGGAGCGAGAGGGCAACGCGUGCAGAAGCAGGAAUCCGGGCUGGUGGACAAGUGGCUGGUGAGAUGUUCAGGAUGCACGUCCCAAUUUUGACAACAGACAUGAUCCUUCCAACUAGGUGAACAGCAAGCACUGCAGUCACCACAGAGCUCCUGCAUUUCACGCCUUGGUGGGGGGGGACACAGACUGCAAACUCGCAAACAGUGCUUUUUUAAAAUUUUUUAACCCCCCCCCCCAAAAAAAAAACUCCUCCCAGUUGAAAGGCUGCAGAGCAGAUCUCGAAAUGUCGAGGAAAAAGACACUUAAGAGCAAAAGUAGCACGUCUCCGAGCACCACCUUACCAGCAGGAAGAAGCAAAGAACAGGAGAAGUCGGCGAAAACCAACUCCGGGGCCCAGGGUCCGAUUAAUGGGGUGACCCUUCCAAACAGACCAUCCCUGAGUAACAGCAGCGAGUUUUAUGACAUUGCAUUUAAGGUAAUGUUAGUUGGAGACUCUGGAGUAGGGAAAACCUGUUUGCUGGUACGCUUUAAGGAUGGAGCUUUCUUAGCAGGAAGCUUUAUUUCUACAGUGGGAAUUGACUUCAGGAAUAAAGUGUUAAACGUGGACGGAGUGAAGGUUAAGCUGCAGAUCUGGGACACUGCCGGCCAGGAGAGGUUUCGCAGUGUAACGCAUGCCUAUUACCGAGAUGCUCACGCUCUGUUACUGCUGUAUGAUGUCAUGAACAAAACAUCAUUUGACAACAUUCAGGCUUGGCUGACAGAGAUCCAUGAAUAUGCAACGCAAAACGUGGUCAUCAUGUUACUGGGAAACAAGGCUGAUGCAACGCAGGAGAGAGCAGUAAAGAAAGAGGCAGGAGAAAAGUUAGCCAAGGAAUACGGGGUGCCCUUUAUGGAAACAAGUGCCAAAACAGGCCUAAAUGUUGAGCUGGCAUUUAUGGCCAUUGCAAAAGAACUGAAACACAGGUCGAUGAAAUCGCCAAGCGACCCCAAGUUCAAGCUCCACGACUACGUGAACUCUGAGAUGAAAGGCACAGGCUGCUGCCGCUCAUAACUUCUUUAGCUGUCCUGCUGACAUACUGGUACAAGACUGAUCCGUGUUCAACAGCCAGGACAGUUCUUCUUGUGGCUCUGCCAUCCUUUGUAAAGUCCUUGCAUGUCUGUACUUGUUGUCUGUACAUUUGACAAGUGGUUAUCCAAUGAGAAGACCUUGAAUUCAUGCAGAGGGUGUGUGGAAUAAAGAAGGUGUAAGUUAAAUGGUGUUAAAUCAGGAUCAAAUGACUAUACUUGAUUGUUUACGUAAUCAAAAUCUGCUUUUGCUGAGUAACAGUUUGUAUCAGUAGAAAAUCAAAAAUGUGUAGGACAUUAAAUGUACAUCAAUGUCCGUGAAUGUAUGCUGUGUAUAUUUUUUAAUCCUUUACCAAGCCAACUUUAAUUUCAUUGGGGGACAGUGAAGAGUCCAUGUCUGAAAAUAAAUCAGGACACUAGUUGCAAGGUGUAAUUUGACAAGCAAUUCAGCAAGUAGCUGAAAUACUGAAAACCUUUUUUUUUAAAAACAAUGUAGUUGGACUUGAUUAGAAUUUUAAUAAUAGUUGCAAGAUCUGUAUAAAGUGUUUUUGAAGUAACCACACCAGAGUGAACAGAAGUGAUGGUGAAUAUGAUUGAUAGGUCUGUUAAUUGUGUAGUAUAUUGCUUUUUGCAGAAAGUAAAGAUUUCAAAACUGUU